UCUUCCUUCCUUUUUUUUUUUUUUUUUAAGAAAUAUUUUCUUUUUCUUUUUGUAAAAUUUACAUAAUUUUAUUGCUAAUCCUGGAUGAGGUUGCUGGAUUCUGCAGCACAAGUCUUCAUGAACAAGCCGCACCGCUCAGAGAUUUCACGGCAUUCAAAGGUCACAGAACUGCCACUAUGGUUAAAUGUCUUGUUUAAUGGUUGAGAGGUGUGGCGAAGUCUUGUUUGAGAAUCCUGAACAGAAUGUCAAAUGUGUUUGCAUGCUAGGAGAUGUACGACUAAGGGGUCAGACGGGGGUUCCUGCCGAACGCCGCGGCUCCUACCCAUUCAUUGACUUCCGUCUACUUAACAAUACAACACACUCAGGGGAAAUUGGCACCAAGAAAAAGGUGAAAAGACUGUUAAGUUUCCAAAGAUACUUCCAUGCAUCUAGGCUUCUCCGAGGGAUUAUACCGCAGGCCCCCCUCCACCUGCUGGAUGAAGACUACCUUGGACAAGCAAGGCAUAUGCUCUCCAAAGUUGGAAUGUGGGACUUUGACAUUUUCUUGUUUGACCGCUUGACAAAUGGGAACAGUCUGGUAACUCUGUUGUGUCACCUCUUCAACUCCCAUGGACUCAUCCACCAUUUCAAGCUUGACAUGGUGACCUUACACAGGUUUUUGGUUAUGGUUCAGGAAGAUUACCACGGCCACAACCCGUACCACAAUGCUGUUCACGCAGCUGACGUCACCCAGGCCAUGCACUGUUACUUGAAGGAGCCAAAGUUGGCGAGCUUCCUCACACCUCUGGACAUCAUGCUUGGACUACUGGCUGCAGCAGCUCAUGACGUGGACCACCCAGGGGUGAACCAGCCAUUUUUGAUCAAAACUAACCACCACCUUGCCAACUUGUAUCAGAACAUGUCCGUACUGGAGAAUCACCACUGGCGGUCUACAAUCGGCAUGCUUCGGGAAUCAAGGCUCCUUGCUCAUUUGCCAAAGGAAAUGACACAGGAUAUCGAACAGCAGCUGGGCUCCCUGAUUUUGGCCACGGACAUCAACAGACAGAAUGAGUUCCUGACCCGCUUAAAAGCUCACCUCCACAAUAAGGAUUUGAGACUGGAAAAUAUACAGGACAGACACUUUAUGCUUCAGAUCGCCUUGAAGUGCGCUGACAUUUGCAAUCCUUGUCGAAUCUGGGAGAUGAGCAAGCAGUGGAGUGAAAGAGUCUGUGAAGAAUUCUACAGGCAAGGUGACCUUGAACAGAAGUUUGAACUGGAAAUCAGUCCUCUUUGUAAUCAACAGAAAGAUUCAAUCCCUAGCAUACAAAUUGGUUUCAUGACUUACAUCGUGGAGCCACUGUUCCGGGAGUGGGCCCGGUUCACUGGGAACAGCACCCUGUCGGAGAGCAUGCUAAGCCAUCUCGCGCACAACAAAGCCCAGUGGAAGAGCCUGCUGUCCAAUCAGCACAGACGUAGAGGCAGCGGCCAGGACCCAGCGGGCACCGCGCCUGAGACCCUGGAGCAGACAGAAGGCGCCACGCCCUAAGGUAGCGGUCCGCCGGAGCACGGCCAUCUGUCCGUCCACAGGAGCACGGCCAUCCGUCCAACUGCCCUCGCAACAAGCCCACCGCGCUGGGUUUCGAUGCCACCUGCCUGCCAUUUACCACCUCCCUUCGUUGAUCCAAGUGUACAAAAGCCAUCGUCACCUCAGCAUCAGCUGCCGAGAUGGGCAGCUCUAUCCUGUCAUUUGGAGCUGAUUAUUCUGGGGCGUCUGCCCCCACCGAAAAGACUGGAAGUAAGAAAGGGGUGCCUCUGCCGUGCCCGCCUCUGGCCCUUGGUCAGGCUGACUGGCAGUGACUCCAGUCCAGAGCAUUUUAGAGCUCACCAUUGGACGGCUGACCUGCAUGACACCAGCAUACUUAGAACUCCAAGACUGGUCUUACGUGCCAGAGCACAAACGAAGAGUGUGAGAGAAAGUACCUUCUAUUUUAAUAAUAAUUAUUAUUAUAAAAUAAUAAAUCUUUUUAACUUUUAUACUUCGCGCGCCAGACAUGGGUCUAAAACUUUGGACUAAGAAUACUCAGCGUACCCAAGCCUAAGAGGGGGUUCCUUUUGCUAUUGACUCUGCCACAUUGGGUCAGAGAUGUGGCCCGUUUUCGGUUUAGGAAACCGAGCGUCCCCUCCCAUCUGGCGGAAGGUGCUGUACAGCUCGUCCCUUUGCACCGCUAGCCAAUCUGUCUUUUACGGAUUCCGUGACCUGUUUAUAUCCACGAGUGUACAUUCUCUGUAAAUACCGAACGCUACUGAUUCCCAUGCCAAAAUACACGAGUAUUAUGGGAUUGCUACCUGUAUACACGACGGCACUGUGAACAGAAUACUGUUAGUUUUCAUACAAGAGAAUGCAUUUGUAAAUAUGGUAUAGAGUUUAUUAAUAUACUGUUGUUUGCAGAUAAAGGCCUUAACUUUAAACAUUUUUCUCCUCUUCCCAAAGCCGCCCAACCUAAAUCCUUACAGAUGUCUUUCUGAACUGUCCGGCCCCCCGAUGACUAUCUCUGCUUUCCUGCUGAGGCCACAAGCCAAAACUGAGUACCAUCUUGAAGGAUACUUUUUUUUUUUUGGAAACCUCUCAUGCAUGGAGACCAUAGUUUUUAAUCUAUGGUACCAAGUAUGGUUUCCUCAGGCUAAUGAUACCCUUCCAGCAAGAUGUAAGUCACGUUCCAGCCCAGCAAUGUUGCACACAGUUCUAGCAAGCUGGCUGGUAGGCGUGUGUUUAUGUGACUCCCGUUAUGGAACACGGGGUACAUCAGCCUCACGGAAGACAUAGCGGGUCUCAAAAGCCUCGUGCGACCCUGUCACCUAGCCAUCAGAGAACUCCCUGCCCCCACCCCACGCAUUUGUCUGGUAUGGCUACAAUACCAAAGUCCCUUUGGUCCGUGGUCGGUUCGGUUGGUGUGCGUUUCUUUGGUGUUGAUAGUAACUGGAUUAUUUCCUUUUUUUUUUUUUUUUUCUAUAGUUUCAUGUGAAUGACUGCCCAACUGUUUAGCUGAAUUUAAUAUUAUUUAAGUAAAGAAACCGUUUCAGUGCUGUAAGAGAUGUUAGCUUUCUAGCAGGUUUGUUAUGGCUGCAGCUAGCUGAGUCGGCUUGGAAUUGCUGCCAUCUGGCUGCAGAUACUCGGCUUGUAAAAUGCAGCGUGUACGGCGUUCUUACUCAGCCCAACUGUGCAUUGAGCCUUUUCUUUAUGAGUGAUUGAUGUUAUAUGGAAACUGCCAAUGCUCCUCUCUCCACCUUAACGUGUAGUGGGAGAGGAAGCAUCUUUGCUAUCUCAAGCUGAGGGCGACAGCCAGCUCUUACUUCCUAAGGGUAACUAAUGUGGGGCUCUCUGUGUCUCCUAAUAACACAAGUGAAACGUUAAAAACUUGCCUGGCCUGGAAUAGGUUCCUACAGAGAGAUCGGGGCUUACAGAGCUAAGGUCGUGGAGGGGAUGGGAAUGUUGAUUCUGUUUUCACUAGCACAAGCAAGAUUGUCAGAUGGGACUAAGGAAAGUCUGAAGAAUUUGUGAAGUGGGUAGAUGGCGCUGACGUCACUGAUAUGGGUGAGAAGGGGAGUUGGGGACACUGACUUCUGUUUUCUGAAGCAGCUAUGGGCUGACGUACAUUUCUUCAUUGCUAUGAUAUUCUGAAGCUCUGAGCUUGAGCAAGGCCUCAACUGAGAAUACAGAGGAUAGAGUUCCGCUUUUAAAACCUCUCUUAUUUCGGAUUGUAGCCGUCUGUUCUUAUGCAUCUGAGAUGGAAACAAGGAGACCAAUGGCUCAGGAUGACAGAAUAGAAACAAUAAAGAAAACAUUGUUUUUAGCCAAUGAAGUCUCCACCUGGAGUUUAGGAAGUAGAUUCUGCUUAAGUUAUAAUUACAUUGUAAUUGAAUUAGGAUAAGGGGGAAGGUUUUCAGCAUGUUGCUAUUGAGUCUUAAAGAGGAGUCAAGAAAUAAAAACUACCAAAUAUCUAAUGGCUAAAACACUAGUACAAUGAAAAUCAGAAGUGGAACCUGACACAUGAGGUAGACAGAUCUGCAUUUUUCUACCAUCUGGAAACUUCUUGAGCUCCUCAUUUGUUGAGAAAGACUUAACUGUGAAAGCUCUUCUUCUUUGCCUGCUAAUGGCUCUCUUGGAAUAAUUUAAUACGAGUUAUCCAAUAAGGAGUGGAGACAAGGCCCCUGACCAUGUCAAUAUAUUUUAAAGUUUUAAAGUUUUUAAAGUCUUAGUCUGCUAGCCCACCUCGAUGGUGGAUCAUCAACUGGUGACUUAGAAAGGAAGGAUUCAAAGAAUUACUUUCUUAGUAAGACAUCAAGAUCAGAGAGAGAGAGAGAGAGAGAGAGAGAGAGAGAGAGAGAGAGAGAGAGAGAGAAACAUGAAUACAUCAUUGCCAGACCUGAUGAUCAAAACUGACUUUUCUUUGCAGUCGUCCAAUCCACAGUCAGACCUGAUGCCUGAAACCUGCCAACCCCUACUUCCCUGUUAGGUUAAGUAACAACUAGUUGUUUCUCCCCCUCCCUGCUUACAGCUUCCCUCACAGGGCCUUAGAGCUCAUCCGCAACCUGCCUUCAAAUAGUCCUUCCUGCAAAACACAGAGCUGUGUGGCCCUUCGUGUUGAGUCAGAUACGCUCACUGACAUUGACUUGGCUAUGAGCUUGUAUUCCUCGUGCUUUGCUCUUUGAAGACUGUAAAAUUGUGUCCUCUUGUGUACACAUGUAAAGUUUGGGGGGGGGGAACCUUGUGAGUUUUGCUCAAAAUGUGGCCUAAAUAUUCAUUGGCAUGUCUAUCCAGAUGAACAUUUAAAAAUAAAGAUAAUUUCUUUAAAAUAUCA
Rattus rattus (black rat) is the source of this 4838-nucleotide messenger RNA. RefSeq names its product phosphodiesterase 7B (gene Pde7b). The transcript is spliced from 13 exons. Gene Ontology annotation, molecular function: 3',5'-cyclic-AMP phosphodiesterase activity. Bases 185 to 1525 code for a protein of 446 amino acids. Lineage: Eukaryota; Metazoa; Chordata; Mammalia; Rodentia; Muridae. The record is from RefSeq and is a predicted model, not a curated record.